This is a messenger RNA of Hipposideros armiger (great roundleaf bat), 3478 nucleotides long. RefSeq names its product 3-hydroxy-3-methylglutaryl-CoA synthase 1 (gene HMGCS1). Gene Ontology annotation, biological process: acetyl-CoA metabolic process. Gene Ontology annotation, molecular function: hydroxymethylglutaryl-CoA synthase activity. The transcript has 11 exons. The record is from RefSeq and is a predicted model, not a curated record. Lineage: Eukaryota; Metazoa; Chordata; Mammalia; Chiroptera; Hipposideridae. Bases 223 to 1785 code for a protein of 520 amino acids.
GCUGCUGGAGCCAUUGACCCGUCUCCCACCGACUCCCGGCGGUGCCGGAGUUGGGUGGGUGAGCGGUAUAAAGCUGUUGGCGGAGAGGAGGCGCCGCGUACUGCGCUUUCGAGGUUCACUGUGUUUCCUUGACCACCUCUCGGUCACCUUUGGUGCCUGAAGGAGGAAACAGUGACAGACCUGGAGACUGAAGUUCUUUAUCCCUCACACAGCUCUUUCACCAUGCCUGGGUCACUUCCUUUGAAUGCAGAAGCCUGCUGGCCAAAAGAUGUGGGAAUUGUUGCACUUGAGAUCUAUAUUCCUUCUCAAUAUGUUGAUCAAGCAGAGUUGGAAAAAUAUGAUGGUGUAGAUGCUGGAAAGUAUACUGUUGGCUUGGGCCAGGCCAAGAUGGGCUUCUGCACAGAUAGAGAAGACAUCAACUCUCUCUGCAUGACUGUGGUUCAGAAUCUUAUGGAGAGGAACAGCCUUUCGUAUGAUUGCAUUGGGCGGCUAGAAGUUGGAACGGAGACAAUCAUCGACAAAUCAAAGUCAGUGAAGACUAAUUUGAUGCAGCUCUUUGAGGAGUCUGGGAACACAGAUAUAGAAGGAAUAGACACAACUAAUGCAUGCUAUGGAGGCACAGCGGCUGUUUUCAAUGCUGUUAACUGGAUUGAGUCUAGCUCUUGGGAUGGACGGUAUGCCCUGGUAGUUGCAGGAGAUAUUGCUGUAUAUGCCACAGGAAAUGCUAGGCCUACAGGUGGAGUUGGAGCCGUUGCUUUGCUAAUCGGGCCAAAUGCUCCUUUAAUCUUUGAACGAGGACUUCGUGGCACACAUAUGCAACAUGCCUAUGACUUUUACAAGCCUGAUAUGCUUUCCGAAUAUCCUAUAGUAGAUGGAAAAUUCUCCAUACAGUGCUACCUCAGUGCAUUAGACCGCUGCUAUUCUGUCUACCGCAGAAAGAUCCGUGCCCAGUGGCAGAAAGAGGGAAAUGAUAAAGAUUUUACCUUGAAUGAUUUUGGCUUCAUGAUCUUCCACUCACCCUAUUGUAAACUGGUUCAAAAAUCUCUAGCCCGGAUGUUGCUGAAUGACUUCCUUAAUGACCAAAACAGGGACAAAAAUAGUAUCUAUAGUGGCCUAGAAGCCUUUGGGGAUAUUAAAUUAGAAGAUACCUACUUUGAUAGAGAUGUGGAAAAGGCAUUUAUGAAGGCUAGUUUUGAACUCUUUAAUCAGAAAACAAAGACCUCCUUGCUUGUAUCAAAUCAAAAUGGAAAUAUGUACACAUCAUCAGUGUAUGGUUCGCUUGCUUCUCUUCUAGCACAGUACUCACCUCAGCAGCUCGCAGGAAAGAGGAUUGGAGUGUUCUCUUAUGGUUCUGGUUUGGCUGCCACCCUCUACUCCCUUAAAGUUACACAAGAUGCCACACCAGGGUCUGCUCUUGAUAAAAUAACAGCAAGUUUAUGUGAUCUUAAAUCAAGGCUUGACUCAAGAACUUGUGUGGCCCCAGAUGUCUUUGCUGAAAAUAUGAAGCUCAGAGAAGAUACUCAUCACUUGGCCAACUAUAUUCCGCAGAGUUCAAUAGAUUCACUCCUUGAAGGAACAUGGUACUUAGUUAGAGUGGAUGAAAAGCACAGAAGAACUUACGCCCGGCGCCCCUCUCCAAAUGAUGACACAUUGGAUGAAGGAGUAGGACUUGUGCAUUCGAGCUCGGCAGCUGAGCAUAUUCCAAGUCCUGCUAAAAAAGUGCCAAGACUCCCUGCAACAGCAGCAGAACCGGAAGCAACUGUCAUUAGUAACGGGGAGCAUUAAGAUACUUCUGUGGGGUGCAAGACUUCAGUGUGGGCUGGGGUGGGUGGGCUAUGUAUGGGAACGAUUGGGAGUGGGAUGUCUGGGGACAAUUUUAGAGGAUUACAUGUUGCUUAAAUUUUUAUGUGACUGACAUGGAGCCUGGAAAACUAUCGUGUCCUUGGGAAAGUCUUUUUGCUCAAUUUGCUUAAUAUGCUUCCUAUUGUGAUCUAGCCAAUGCUUAAUGUACUCAGAUGAUGUUAAGGGCUCGGUAAAACUUCAUACCUCUCUGGCCAUUUGUAUGCAUGAAGCUUAGUUUUUAAAUGUGGUAUGAUGAAUCGUGUGCUUCUGGAAGAAAAACGCAGAGGUACUAGUGUCCAAUUUUAAUUUUUUUUAAACACGUGAGAAUUUUAUACUUUGAAUAAACAAGAUUACUGAAAGUACCUGUGGUUUUUGAAAAAAGUUUCUAGUUUAGGGAAUGUGGUCUUAAAAGUGAUAUGAACAAACCCUGUUUGAAAAUUGCAAGACAAACACGCUCUUUUUCUAAAAUUUGUAAAUCCUGAAGAGAGAGGAGAGUUAGGACAGUCACACUGGUUUUGGAAACUGGAAUGUUGCUUUAAGUCCAGGCCAGCGGUGAUGAGCUAUUGUAAUGACCUCUGAACAGAGAGAUGCUAGCAUUGGGCAGACAGCUGGUGUAGGCAACGUGGUACAUUUGGGAGCUAUGCGUGUGGCUCUAGCUCUGUUCUGAAUCAGUUCAAGGUUGAUUAUGCUGAACAACAUUGACGUUAUUGGAAUGCGUGUAUGAGGAAGUUUGUUGUUUCAGUCCUUUGUACCUUAUUUUGAAGAGUAAAUAAAACAUUUUUCUGGCUACCUUUUAAAAAUUUUAAACAAAAAGGAAGGAUGGGGCAAGGCAUUAUUAGGUUACUUCUGAUGCUUCAGCGUUAUAAAUUCAACUAAAAGACUGACAACCUAAAUUCAUGGUGUCAUUAUUCUUUUCCUUUUUAAAAUCUGUUUAAUGAAACUAAAAAGGUAAAACCCAAGUUUUUACAUAGUGUGACUGGCCAAAACGAGUAUUCCACUUCAAGAUCUGGAACUAGGAUCUAUAAAGCAUUUUCUCAGACAUUCACCUAAAAAAAAACUUAUCACACGGGAUGAAUAUGACUGGUUAGACAGUUUUGUAGAUCUUUUUGGUGCUGAACUAUGAUAUGAGCCUUAUAGAUUGUAAAAUAGAGAUAGUUGGAACUAAUGUACAGAACUAAAUUUUUUUAAACUUUAUUUGCUGUUAAAUUCUGUGAAGUUUCAGUUAUCCAAAAUAAAGUUACACAAACAUGAAAUGUAAUAUUUCAAAUUGCAAGGUAACAUGUAAUGUAGUAUUUGUAAUAUACUCUUGUCUAAUGUUAACCAGUGGUAUUUUGAUUUGUACAGUCAUAAUUUGUUAAAAUGACUUCAUUUUAACAUCCACUGAUGUAGCUUAAUAAUGUAAAUUCAGAUUAAAAGAUCGAUGGGGAAACGGUGCAUGUAAUACUUUUGCAAGUAUUGGGAGUUCGGUAUGUUUUGAAAAGAGUAAUUUAACUUUUGAGUGUCAGGAAAUGGGUUUUCUCAAAGUCCAUUGCCGGCAAUGGGCAGGCCUAAUAAUGCUGGCACAGAAAAUUAACUGUACACUUUAUUAACAGUGAGGUGAAUAACUUUGAAUAAAGUUUUCGAGAAAUAUUUCAGA